CUGUUUUUAGGUUAUGAAUUAGGUUCAUCUAGUGAAGCUGCAAAACAGAAUAGAGUUUCAAUGUGUAGAAAGGUGAUUGCCUCAGUCUGUGUUUAUAUCUAUCGAAAAAUUAUGACUGAAAUUAUAAGUGAACGUGUUCGAAAAUCACAAGUG
Molecule: messenger RNA, 153 nt
Organism: Trichobilharzia szidati
Lineage: Eukaryota; Metazoa; Platyhelminthes; Trematoda; Strigeidida; Schistosomatidae
Source: the annotation of a GenBank genome assembly